This is a messenger RNA of Clarias gariepinus (North African catfish), 2213 nucleotides long. RefSeq names its product major facilitator superfamily domain containing 12b (gene mfsd12b). The record is from RefSeq and is a predicted model, not a curated record. The transcript is spliced from 11 exons. Gene Ontology annotation, biological process: carbohydrate transport. The coding region runs from base 519 to 1892 and encodes 457 amino acids. NCBI's taxonomy places the organism in Eukaryota, Metazoa, Chordata, Actinopteri, Siluriformes, Clariidae. Gene Ontology annotation, cellular component: membrane. Gene Ontology annotation, molecular function: symporter activity.
AAAAAAAGUAUAUGGACCCACUUGUACACCCACCAUGUAUAAUCAUCAAAAGACAUUUUCUUUGGCCUUAAAAAAAAUUGUACCAUUACAUACUGAACUUCAAUAAAGUGAUAAAGUAUGUCAUGAAUAAAAGUACUGUACAUAUGACACACUAUAGUUAGUAUGUAGUAUCAAAGUACAUAAUAUAUUCUCUCAUCAUAUACAAGUGAAGUGUCUGUUAUUAAGCAACAGCAUUUUUUGGUAGAAUGACUUCUGUCUCUCUCACACACACACACACACACACAGAGGGAAAGAGAUGGGCAGUGCUUUAGGAGGAAACAAAACCAGAAGGUUAAUGAAGCGGUACUCCAUCUCCACCAAAGCUUCAACCCCAGACAGGCUUUUUUACAGAAGUAAUGGCACCCUAACGAUCACUACAGUCUGUUAGAUCAGACUCACUCUGGUCUAAUCUCUCCAGCCUUGCUCACCUGCUUUCUCUCCGGUCUCUCUCUCUCGCUCUCUCUCUCACGCGCUCCGGGAUGCCUGAGGGCGCGCGCACUCUGCCGCCGGUCCGGCGCUUCACGUAUGCGGUGGGGCACGUGCUGAACGACCUGUGCGCGUCCAUGUGGUUCACCUACCUGCUGCUCUACUACCAGUCGGUGCUCAGCUUCCGGGACUCGACCGCCGGGCUGCUGCUGCUGGUGGGUCAGAUCGCAGACGGAGUCGCAACGCCGCUCAUCGGGUUCGAGUCGGACCGGACACCCGGCUGUGGAGCCUACGGCAAGCGGAAGUCAUGGCAUUUAAUCGGAACCAUCUGCGUGCUGCUGUCUUUUCCGUUCAUCUUCAACCCGUGUGUGGGCUGCAGCGAGGUGACGCCGCAGUGGGUGGGGCUCACCUACUUCACCCCUUUCAUUAUCAUCUUCCAGUUCGGCUGGGCCGCCACUCAGAUCUCCCACCUGUCUCUCAUCCCGGAGCUGGUGACCUGCGAACACGAAAAAGUGGAGCUCACCUCAUACAGGUACGCCUUCACGGUGCUCUCCAAUAUCACCGUAUACGCAGUGGCCUGGCUGCUGUUCCGCUUUCAGCACUCAGCUGAUUCAUCCAUCGCUGACCAGCUGAGUCAUCUGGACGUCCCCGUAUUCAGGAAUUUGGCGCUGAUCGUGCUCGGCAUCGGUGCCGUUUUCUCGCUCGUCUUCCACCUGGGUACACGGGAACACACGCAGCACCGUGGGACCGAGGACCAACCCCUGGUGUCUCACUCCAUCCAGAACUCGGGGAUGCCGCUCCAGUGGAAACACUGGCUCACUGAACCGUCCUUCUAUCAGGUGGCUGCUCUGUACAUGUGUACUCGUCUGAUCGUCAACCUUUCUCAGACCUACAUCUCCAUGUACCUGAUAAACUCUUUAUUGCUGCCCAAGAACUACAUCGCUACCAUUCCUCUGGUCCUGUACAUUAGCGGCUUUGUGUCCUCUCUGGCCAUGAAGCCGAUCAGCAAACGCCUCGGAGUUAGCAAGACGUAUUUUGCGGGACUCGUGCCCAUCGUGGCGUUUGGCAUCUGGGUACUGCUGGAUAUGAAGAUGGGCGUUCGCGUGUACGGAGCAGCCGUGCUGCUAGGAGCCGGGUCUGCCGUCAUUCUCGUGAUGUCUCUGUCCAUGACUGCUAAUCUCAUUGCAGAUCAGACGCAAAGCGGCGCGUUCGUCUACGGAGCCAUGAGCUUCACAGACAAGGUGGCUAACGGCCUCGCCGUGAUGAUCAUCCAGACCCUGUACCCCUGUCAAACACUGGCUUGCUGUACUGAGUGUGUUUGGUUCUAUCAUCGCGUCAUGGUAGCUGUAACCGGGGGUGUCGGCAUCGUGGCCGCGCUGUGCCUCUUAAGUCUGCUCGUCUGGCCAAUCAGGAUACGCAGACGUUGAGAAUGUUUUCCCAUUCCCGGCAGACGGUCAUCUUGGUGAACAGUGUUUCUUUUUGCAGGUUUGCGGCUAAACAUGGGAAAACUUUGACAACAUGAGGAUGGGUGUGAUUGGGGGAAAGUGACCGAGCACAAAGCAGCGAGUGUGUCCUUGCAUCAUGUCUACACAGUGAAUCUGAGAGUUAUGAGGAAGCAGAGCUGUCUGAGGAAACAUGUCAAACACGACAGUGUCUCAUGACCACUACAAUGCAGAGGUUCUUCUUCUUUUUUUUGUUCCUUUUUUUUUUUUUUUUUAGCGACACUGACUUUUCUGACAAUGCCAAUG